Pistacia vera is the source of this 1424-nucleotide messenger RNA. RefSeq names its product ribosome production factor 1. The record is from RefSeq and is a predicted model, not a curated record. Gene Ontology annotation, biological process: maturation of 5.8S rRNA; maturation of LSU-rRNA. NCBI's taxonomy places the organism in Eukaryota, Viridiplantae, Streptophyta, Magnoliopsida, Sapindales, Anacardiaceae. Bases 67 to 1164 code for a protein of 365 amino acids. Gene Ontology annotation, cellular component: nucleolus; preribosome, large subunit precursor. Gene Ontology annotation, molecular function: rRNA primary transcript binding. The transcript has 11 exons.
CAGUGUUUUCAUCGUCUUCUUCUCCCUUGCUCCGUCACUGUAAACCAGAGAAAAGGCAAAGCAGAAAUGGGGGGAAAGAGAAAGAAGAGCGAAAGCCAAAAAUUAAUCGAAGGAGGGAAAGACAAUGAUAAGAAUAAAGAAGGCAGCAAUAAGAAGAAGAGGGAGAUACUCCCAUCCAUGAUAAAAAACAAAGAGAAGAGAUCAUCAGUACACGCCAAGCUCAAGCACGAGAAGAAGCUCGAGAAACGCAAGAAACUCAAGGCCCGUGAUGCCGCCGAGAAACUAGCUCUCGAGCUCGGUGAGGAGCCUCCGCCAAGGAUGGUCCCUCGCACUAUUGAAAAUACACGGGAGCCCGAUGAAACCGUAUGCAGGCCCGAUGAUGAUGAGCUUUUUGCUGGUAAUGAUGCAGACGAGUUUAGUUCUGUACUGAAGCAUGAUCGUACUCCAAAGAUAUUGAUCACAACAUGCCGUUUCAACUCUACCAGAGGACCAGCUUUUAUAUCAGAACUACUUACAGUCAUCCCAAAUGCACACUAUUUCAAGAGAGGAACCUAUGACUUGAAGAAGAUUGUAGAAUAUGCUAACAACAAGGACUUCACUUCUAUUAUAGUUGUUCACACCAAUCGCAGGGAUCCAGAUGCUCUUCUAGUCAUUGGCUUGCCUGAUGGACCUACUGCCCAUUUCAAGCUUUCAAAGCUUGUUUUGCGCAAAGAAAUCAAGAAUCAUGGAAAUCCUACUGGUCACUUGCCUGAGCUGGUAUUAAAUAACUUCACUACACGCCUAGGUCACCGCGUUGGGAGAUUGAUACAGUCGCUUUUUCCACAAGAUCCUGAAUUUCGUGGUCGGCGAGUUGUAACCUUUCAUAAUCAACGAGACUUCAUAUUCUUCCGGCAUCAUCGGUACAUCUUUGAAACCAAAGAAAGCAAAGAAAGUGAUUCAAAAGGUAAAAAAGCAAAGGAAGACUCUAAAAGUAAAAAAGCAAAAGAUGCUAAGGGUGAGAAAAUCACUAAAGAGAAAGUAAUAGCUCGCCUUCAGGAGUGUGGUCCCCGAUUCACACUGAAGUUGAUCAGUCUGCAGCAUGGAACAUUUGAUACCAAAGGUGGAGAAUUUGAGUGGGUUCAUAAGCCGGAGAUGGACACUAGCCGAAGGAGGUUUUUCUUGUAACAUAUAUGGAUUCUUUAAUAUCUUCGCCUUAAAAUUGAAGCAUUUCUGGUGGAGGGUUCUUAUAUGCAACAACCGACGCUGAGAUUUGUACCAAUUGUCUGCUUCAAUGUGGUGGAUACCUCUUAUUUCACGAAUUACGUCAUGAGCUUUGAUGAACAGAUAUAUGAUAUAUCAUUUUUUUCGAAUUAUGUAUCCAGUAUGGGAUAAAAAUGAUUGUAAUUCAAUUAUAAGCAAUAAUUAUAUUAAUCAACAUAUUUUUC